GUGAGUGCGGACGGACGCGUACUGCUUGUUCUUCGUAGUCGAAUUUCAGGCAAAAGUGAUUUUUGUUUAUAUUUGUGUCGACCGUGUGCAUCGUAUAACCAUCAUUGGUUACAAAAAAAGUGUACUUUAAGCUCGAUUUAAUAGCAAUUAAUCGCGAGUGUCUGUGUGUGUGUGUUUGAGAGUGUGUGCUAGUGGUUCCGGUUAUUACAUUUUGCGAAACUGUAUUAAACAGAAUAUAGAGAGGAAACAGUCGCCGCUACGUAUCAAAACACCGCAAUACGGAAUCUAUUGUCGAACGCGGCUCGGCUAGCGGAAAUCACAGCAUGGCACUUGAGGAGACCCAAAACAAUGGGUCCGCGGUGGCGGUAGCUCCCAAGGAAACGGUGCCACCGUCGCUCAAGCAACAGCAGCAACCACCGCAAGGUCAAGCGCAGAUACAGCCGUCGACAUCCAACGAAAAGCUGAACAAUCUUGUCAACGGUGGUGGCGCCACGACGGAAAAGUCUCGAUCCAACAACAAACAGAACGACACAAACACAGCGUUCCUGAGAGCAGCGCGGGCAGGGGAUCUACAGAAACUGAUAGAGUACCUAGAAACCGGUCAAGUGACCGACAUCAACACGUGCAAUACGAACGGUCUGAACGCACUGCAUCUAGCGGCAAAAGAUGGUCACUAUGACAUCGUGAACGAGCUGUUGAAACGCGGUGCGCUCGUCGAUAAUGCCACCAAGAAGGGUAACACAGCGCUUCACAUCGCUUCAUUGGCUGGCCAAAAGGAAAUCAUUCAACUGCUUCUGCAGUACAACGCAUCGGUUAAUGUGCAGUCUCAGAACGGAUUUACGCCGCUCUACAUGGCUGCGCAGGAAAACCACGACGAGUGUGUGAAUUAUCUGCUAGCAAAGGGUGCUAAUCCAGCGCUAGCUACUGAGGAUGGCUUUACACCGUUGGCGGUAGCAAUGCAGCAAGGUCACGAUAAAGUAGUUGCAGUGCUCCUUGAAAGCGACACUCGUGGAAAGGUUCGAUUACCAGCUCUUCACAUAGCAGCUAAAAAGGAUGACGUAAAAGCGGCGAAGCUGUUGCUAGAGAAUGAGCACAAUCCAGACGUAUCAUCCAAAAGCGGCUUCACUCCACUACACAUCGCUGCUCACUACGGCAAUGUAAACGUCGCUCAACUUUUGAUUGAGAAAGGUGCAGACGUGAACUUUACUGCAAAACACAACAUCACACCACUACACGUUGCGUGCAAGUGGGGAAAGCUGAACAUGGUAAAGCUGCUGAUCGCUAACCAUGGUCGCAUCGACAGUAUCACCCGGGACGGUCUUACGCCUCUUCACUGUGCCGCCCGGUCAGGCCACGAUCAGGUGAUCGAAGUAUUGUUAGAACAUGGGGCCGAGAUCAUUUCCAAGACCAAAAACGGACUUGCCCCGCUGCAUAUGGCGGCCCAGGGCGAACACGUCAGCGCGGCUCGCAUUUUACUAAUGAACAAAUCACCCGUUGAUGAUAUUACGAUCGACUAUCUCACUGCGCUCCACGUCGCCGCCCACUGUGGUCACGUGAAGGUAGCAAAGCUGCUGCUCGACCGAAAUGCCGAUCCAAAUGCACGGGCACUGAACGGUUUUACACCGUUGCAUAUUGCUUGCAAAAAGAAUCGUAUUAAGGUGGUGGAGCUUCUCCUAAACCAUGGUGCAACAAUUGGAGCAACAACGGAGAGCGGCCUAACGCCGCUGCACGUGGCCAGCUUUAUGGGAUGCAUGAAUAUCGUGAUCUAUCUGCUGCAGCACGAUGCAAGUCCGGACAUACCGACUGUUCGCGGUGAAACUCCACUUCAUCUGGCAGCACGUGCUAAGCAGACGGACAUUAUACGCAUAUUACUUCGAAAUGGAGCGUACGUAAAUGCACAAGCUCGUGAAGAUCAGACACCGCUUCAUGUCGCUUCAAGAAUUGGUAACAUGGAAAUUGUGAUGCUGCUUUUGCAACACGGCGCAAAGAUUGAUGCUGUUACGAAGGACAACUACACACCGCUACACAUCGCAGCAAAGGAGGGCCAGGAUGAAGUGGCAGCAUUGUUACUGGACAGUGAAGCCAACGUAGAAGCGGUUACGAAAAAAGGCUUUACACCGUUGCAUUUGGCGGCAAAGUAUGGUAAUCUUAAGUGCGCCGAACUGCUGCUAGAGCGCGGUGCCCAAGUGGAUGUACAGGGCAAGAACGGUGUUACCCCGUUGCACGUUGCUAGUCACUACGAUCAUCAAAAGGUAGCGCUUUUGCUGCUUGAGAAAGGUGCUUCACCGUACUCGCCAGCUAAGAACGGCCAUACCCCAUUGCACAUUGCGUCGAAGAAGAAUCAGCUGAACAUCGCAACCACGCUGCUGGACUACAAGGCAGACGCAAAUGCGGAGAGUAAAACCGGUUUCACACCGCUUCACCUAUCUGCCCAAGAAGGUCAUGGUGACAUGGCCCGUGUGCUGCUGGACAAUGGGGCAGAUCCAAACCAUGCCGCUAAAAAUGGGCUAACACCAUUGCACUUGUGCGCGCAGGAAGACCAUGUAGGCAUUGCCGAAACGCUGCUGGAGCACAAGGCUCGCAUCGAUCCGGUUACAAAGACUGGCUUUACACCGCUGCACGUAGCGGCUCAUUUUGGCCAGGCGGGAAUGGUGAAGUACCUGAUCGAAAACGAUGCUAACAUCGAAAUGAAGACCAAUAUUGGCCAUACACCGUUGCAUCAGGCUGCUCAGCAAGGGCACACACUCAUUAUUAACAUUCUUCUAAAGAACAAAGCUAAUCCGGAAGCAGUUACUAAUGGCGGCCAGACAGCGCUUUCGAUUGCGGACAAACUGGGCUACAUCACAGUGGUGGAAACGUUAAAGGUAGUCACAGAGACCAGUGUCACACAGACAGUGGAUGAAAAGUUUAAGAUCGUUGGACCGGAAACUAUUCACGAGACGUUCCUGUCGGACUCAGAAGAUGAGGGGCCUGAAGGAGGCACACCACCCCCACCGACCGCUAUGAAAGCCCUAAUGCAAGCGCAGCAGUUGUAUGGCGGUAGUGGUGCUAUCAAGUACUAUCAAUCGCAAAUGCGUUACACACGUGAAGAUCCGAUCAUGUCCGACCAACAGCAAUACAACUACAUGACGAGCGAUGAAAACAAGCAGUUUGACGAUACGAACCUCACCAACAUGAGUAUUGAUCCGUUGAAAGAUGACAAAUACCUGGAGAAGAUCAUUUCCCGCGCAGAGAACUACACCGUAUCGGCCAUGGAUCGGUCGCACACGCCCAAUCCACUUGACAUUACCGUGACUGAUAAUGUCAACAUCACUCGCAAACCGAUCCACGUUGGGUCACAUAGCAACGAUGCACUGUCGUUGACAAUCGAUCGAUUGGCCAACAUUUAUUGUGGUGAUCAGAUAAAGUUUGUCCCGAUGUGUAGGGAAAGAUUUAUGGUAUCGUUUUUGGUUGAUGCACGUGGCGGCGCAAUGCGUGGCUGUCGCCACAGUGGUGUGCGUGUGAUCGUACCACCCCGAUCAGCCGCACAACCUACAAGAAUUACCUGUCGCUACGUGAAGCCUCAACGUAUUACCAACGGUCCUCCAUUGAUGGAAGGAGAGGCCCUGGUAAGCCGUAUUCUCGAGUUGGCUCCAGUAGGUGCCAAGUUCCUUGGGCCCGUUAUUCUUGAGGUUCCACAUUUUGCUUCACUGCGCGAUAAGGAACGUGAAAUCAUUAUCCUUCGAUCUGACAAUGGAGAAACUUGGCGUGAACAUACCCUAUACGAUAGUGAAGAAGCUAUUCAUGAAGUGUUGAACGAGACGUUCAAGGGUGAUACGUUAAACUUGCUUGAAGAUUUGCAUACAAAUAGGAUUACGCGCAUCGUCACCAAUGACUUUCCGCACUACUUUGCGAUCGUUUCGCGCAUCCGUCAGGAGGUUCAUGCUAUCGGACCGGAGGGUGGCACUGUGUCUGCAACGGCCGUCCCACAAGUACAGGCGAUUUUCCCGCAGAACGCGUUGACCAAAAAAAUUCGCGUCGGACUGCAGGCUCAGCCGAUUGACAUGAACACGACAGCCAACUUGCUCGGCCGUAGCGUAGCCGUCUCGCCGGUUGUCACAGUGGAACCACGACGCCGUAAGUUCCACAAGGCAAUUACGCUCAGUAUGCCGGCACCGAAGGCUUACAACUCAGGCAUGAUCAACCAGUACUCGGGCAAUGCGCCUACGCUGCGUCUGCUCUGCUCGAUCACGGGAGGCCAGAACAAAGCCGUCUGGGAAGACGUCACUGGUUCUACGCCCCUAACGUUCGUCAACGAUUGUGUUUCGUUCACUACGACAGUGUCAGCCCGUUUCUGGCUGAUGGACUGCCGCAACAUUGGCGAGGCAACGAAGAUGGCCACUGAACUGUACUCCCAAAUGGCGCACGUACCGUUCAUGGUGAAGUUUGUCGUGUUUGCCAAACGUGUCGAUCAAAGCGAGGCAAAACUAAGCGUAUUCUGUAUGACAGACGACAAAGAAGACAAAACACUGGAGCACCAGGAGCACUUUACCGAGAUUGCAAAGUCUCGGGAUAUCGAAGUAUGCGAAGGGCGCACUGUCUAUCUGGAGUUUGCCGGUAAUAUUGUGCCAGUGAUGAAAUCGGGAGAACAGCUUUCCCUGCAGUUCAACGCGUUCAAAGAAAACCGGCUCACCUUCACGGUCAAGAUCAAGAACAACCUGGACGAUUUACUUGGACGUAUUUCUUUCAUGAACGAACCGAAGGUGGCCAAGGGUGAGCCGAUUCAGACCCCGCUGUGCACUCUCAACUUUACCCUUCCCUCCGAGAAGUUUGGUCUUGGUGGGGACGACCUGGAGACAACUUCCGAAUUCGAUCAGAGCUCCACCGAGGUGCUGAACAGCGAACAGCAAGCCGUCGUCGCAGCCGCCAAUCGCGGUAAAACGCUCAACUUCACCUUCCAAAAUGGUGACGGUGGGAGCGAAAUACACAAGGCAGACAUAAAAAUCACCGAUAUUUGCAACCUGCUCGGAUCGGAUUGGCCUCUGCUAGCUGAUGAGCUUGCAAUUACACCGUCCGACGUCGAAUUGAUACGGGCGGAGUACCCGAACGACGAGCCACAGCAAGCAAUAGUAAUGCUGCGGCUAUGGUUACGUCAAGCCGGCAGGGAUGCAACUGGAAAUGUGCUUGAGCAGGCCCUCAUUAAAAUCAACCGGCCUGACAUUGUGAACAAAUCGAUUACGAAUUUGGAGCCUGUAACGGACGAAUACGAGCGACGAGUUGCACAGCGGCAAAUCGGUUCGAUGAAUGGGCUUGACGAAAUUGACCCGGCAAGAGUUAACGGAAUGCCAGUCGCUAGCAGCUCGAUGCACGAAUCAGAACAUGAACCGACAGAAGAAAAGCAAGAACACGAAGCAGUAGAAAAGGACAAACAAUUACCGACGGACAACAAUUCGCCGACGGGUUCGGUGUCUCCAGAUACUACCGAAGCGUUCCAGCAGAUUCGUCGUGAGAGCGAAAUUCUCGGCAUAGCAGCGAUCAAAAAGGAGGACCUUUCCACGCCCCCACCCAGUCCGGCCGAUUUCAGUACCCAAGUCAGCCAAAACAGCAGCAAGGCAAGCGCGGAUGAGGGACGAAACGAUGCAGUAGCCGAGGAUGUGCAAGAAAUCAUUCAGCAAGCCAUCAAAGAUCAUGACACGCAUGACGAAGACGAGGAGGAAGACGCUCCGGUGGUGGUGGGUGCGGUUGGCAGCGAUUCGGCUAUCAGUGAUCGCGAGGAAGAUUCCGAAGGAUUCGAGCUGGACCUCGAGACGGACAAGAGCGGCAAAGUGAAGACGAUCAAGAAACACUCAAAAGUGAACAUAAAAAUUAACAAAACCGUCGCACAACGUCCGACUGUGGGAGACAUCGAAUGGGAAGCGCCCGGAUCGGAAUGCCCGCGGCAGCCACAAAUAGAGAUUUCGUCAGUAAACUUGGAGGACGUUUCGAACGAUCGGCGGUACAGCUUGGAUCACAUUGAUCCGAUUGCUGAAGGACUGACUACGGGCGUUAACGCGCGUGCUUACGAGAAGUCUCUCUCGACACCGGGUGAAACCGAACAGAAAAAGUCCGAACAGAUCGUUAUCAUCUCAUCCGAUAACAACAUCUCGGAGGUGCCGGCCGACUACUCGGGUGACAUUGACGAGUUCAUUUUCGUGCAAACGUCGCCGGAAAACUUUGCCAAGAUGGAGAAAGAGCAAGCCGCUGGUGGCGUUGUGACGGAUGAGGACGACAACAGCAAUUUAGUGAUCAUUACAGAGGAGCACUAUGACUAUGAACUUACGAGCGAUGACGAUCGACGCUCGUCCAGUGUGCUGGAGGAUCCUUCUCCGCCCGAGGAGAAAGAUCUCGAAGGAUACACAGUUGCGCCGUCUUCGGAUACCAGGCCAGAAGCUCAAAAGCGCUUUAUUGUCGGUGGUAGUAGUAGUUCGGAAAGCGACGAAGAAGCCCACCAGCGACAGCACCAUCAUCAGUCCGGAUCGACAUCGCUUGGAAGGCGCACGAUGCGAACUAAAGCCGUUCCUACGGGUCUGACCAUUACCGAGGACGAAACGGUCGUGCUGAAAGGCGAUCAGACAAACCAGACCAGUACCACCAGUCCCGCGAUAACCGUCUGUCAGCCGACACCGCCACCGGUGCAGCCACCCUCUAGUAGUACCAGCAACAACUUCUCCAUCCGCACAGGACCGGGAUCAUCGAGCGGGUCAGACGUCGCCCUGCACGAAACGGCGGGCGAGCUGAGCGAUGACGAUGAAACAGGUAAAGUCAGCAGCAAUGCCGCGGUGGCCAAUAGUGGCCAAACCGGUACGGUUGAACAGAAAGCGGAGACUUGUUUAGCAGAGGAAUCGCAUCCUUCUUUCCCUGUUAGCACCUCGGGUGUGGCGGUGAUCGUAACCCAAGUAUCCAACGAUCUGAUCGAAGACGAAGAGCCUCCGCAGGUAGCGGAGGAGGACAAUGAUGAUGUGUUGAUCGAUUUUGGUGGAGGAGACAAACCGAACGAUUCUGGCGUCGAUAACACUGACGAUAAUCGUGCCACUGGCACUGGUGGUGGCUCUGUACUUGUUCAAGCAGGAUCGGACCUAGCAGAAGACAGUACAGAAAUUAAAAACUAUCUUGUUCAGAACAAUGAUCAGAUGACAGGAAUGGAGCCAACCGAACCGCCAAUGGAGUCCGCAACUCCGCUGAACGAUGGUUCCACUCGAACCGAAACAAAUACUAUCGUUGACGAAUCGGAUGAUGGAACUGUUCGUACUACGAUUAUCACUACAACGACUACGCUGAGUACGACCGGCGACGAUAUACCGGAGGAUUUAGAAGAACAGCUACUGAAACAGCUGCGCGAUCAGCAGCUGUUGCAGGAAACCCAGCAGCUGCAGCAGAACCAGCCACAGUCAAACGCACAGGAAGGCAAUCAGGUGGUCACAAUAACUACAACUACUGCGGAGGAGGAUCCGGACACGGGUGUAGAAACGACGUCCACCUCGACCACACGAACCACAACGACGACUAAAACGAUCACGCUGACUCCGGACGGAGAUUUCCCCGAGGAUGAAUUGCUGCAAAAGAUCACAACGACCACGACGCACACCUCCCAGCAGAAUAUACCCGAAAUGGUAAAGGAAACCACCGUCACCGUAACGGAAAUGGUGGACGGCCGGACGCUAGACGGUGCUGCCAAAGCACUCAACAACAUAGUCGACGACUUUAUGAACCACGAGCGGAAAAACUAAAAUGUGCGAUUUGAUAGUUUUAAACGUUAUUAUGAAGCACCAUCACGAAGAAUUUUCGUGCAGCCAAGUCAUGUUUCUACACCCAGGUUGAAGGCACAACAUCCGUAGGGUACGAUGAAAUGCGAAAUGAACCUUUCUAUAUUGCACUCACGAGGAGGUCUUUGCGCACAAGCUACAAACUGUUGUAAUCUACAAAGGUAGAGGUAAAGGUUUUUUUAUUUACUUGUGGCUAUAAAGUAUCACGCACACCCUAGCAGCCAGGAGUGGUGCUCUUUUGAGUUCACCCGAAGGACGGGCUUUUUUCUAGUGCCUGUAUAAGUUUUUUUUUAUUACAAGCGUGUGAUCGCAAUGACAACGAAAAGCUUACAACAAAGAUGCGUGUGCGUGUUGAUGCUCUCGCUUAGCAGCGAUCGAUGCAGAUGCAGCAAAUGUGUUUGUCCCUGGACCAUUCAACUCUUUCUACAAGAAAUAGGAGUUGUAAAAUCGCAAUCAUAUACAAAACUGGUCCCCGGUACUACUUAUCUUUGCGUCAUACGGCAUUAGCUAAUGUAGUGUGUGUGUGCAGUUUUUUUUUUUUCUUAAUAAAAAAUCACUUCGCACAUAAUAUGAGCCCGAUCAUCAUCGUGAUGCUAGAUGGCAGCGAAGGUGUGAGGACAAAAUCAGAACUAAAAAUCCAUGGAAUUAAGCUUAACGUACAAAUUGUCAUGCAAAAAAUAUCAUUGAGAUCCCGAACUAUAAAGUUUCACUAUAUUUAAUGAAAUCGUCGCAAAACAACAAAACAUGAAAAUACAAAACUCUAGUUAGUCGUGCACACGUAGAUGCAGAGCAAAACAGCAAAAUUCUUCGAGCCGUAUAUUCAUAUACAUAUUUAUCUUAGAUGUAAGGAAUACCAGUUACAGCACGUAAUGCAAACGAAAUCAGUAGCUUUACGGCUAUGGAUGUAAGAAAAUGACAUCAAACUGUUUUCUGAGCCACAGUUUCACUGACCUUAGAUGCAAGCAUGAAACGCAAACAACAACGCUUGGGCAUUGAUGAGCAUAAAAGUAAGCAAAAAUUCGCAUAAUUGGAACCAUUAGACAGCAUUACAAAUCGUAGCACAAUAUUAAUUGAUGCCGAAAUUUAGGGUCCCAAUGCAUAGGCAAAUCGAAAAGCUUUUCAUAAAAAAGCAAAAACAAACUAUUUAUCGAUUGAUGGUAGCAAAUCGUACAAAAAAAAAACAAUAAUAUUCUCGCUUUGCUUAUCGUACCCAACUAAGCCAGGUCAAAUGAGUGCAGACAGCCGAUUUUGAAGAUAUUUGUAUUUGUUUAUCCUAUUUGUUUUGGGAACAAUAAUUCGUGCUCUGUUCAGACGUAUCAAUUGUUACGCUACCGCCCUUCUAAUCCCAUUUUUACCAGUGAUUUCAAAUUGAUGGCAACCGCCGGGGCAAUCAAAUAGUUUUGCUUUUAUUUGUAAAGAUAUAUUGUGUAAGAUUUCUGUUUUGUUGUAUUGAUUUAUGUAUAAUUUUAUUGCUUUGUGAAAAUCAAACACUAUUUUGCUUCACGUACUAAUGUUAUUCAAUUUGUAUCAUCAACAUCAGCAUAAACUUUAAAUGGCAGCUCAAGUUGCGGAAACCGAUUGAUUGUGAGUGACGCGUUAGUUUUAAUCGAAUGAAGCUAUUUAUUAAUUCGUUGCGAUAUAUAUUACACAAACUCAUUGCUUUGUGAAAAGUAUGAAAGUAUGUUGGCCAAUUGCAAUGAAAGCAGCGAAGAAAAAAGUGAACCGUUCAGCAGAAAAAGGUUUGGCAAAGCGUGUGUAAUUUUUAAAACAAGUAGAACGAUGAAAUCCAAAACAUAAAGAACAAAUGAAACGAUCAAGUUUAUUGAGGAAAAAAUGGGAGAAUCAAAACAAAGGAUUAAUGAAAUGAAAGUACGAUACUAUAUUUUUUAAAUUGUGUAUAGAGUUUAUUUACAAACAAUUGCAGACAAAUGCGCAAACAAAGGCAAAUGAGAAGUAAGCUUAAUGAAAUAAAACACUGCACUUGAUUGAUCGUGCGAUCAAACUACAUGUGUGCUAAAUAGCCGACAAACCGUAUCUGUUUUGCAUUACACACAUAAAUGCACCCGAGUGAACGCGCGUCAAAAACGUACAUAUAAUCGAUUGGUUGCUGUACGUUAUGAUGCUAAAGGAUGCUCCCAAAAUCCUAGCUGCAUUAGAAAAUAUCAUUUGAAAAGGAAAACCGUGUGACCUAAACACGAACUCAUGAUUACGAAAUAUAUUCAAUCAAUCACCUGA
Molecule: messenger RNA, 10016 nt
Organism: Anopheles arabiensis
Lineage: Eukaryota; Metazoa; Arthropoda; Insecta; Diptera; Culicidae
Product: ankyrin-3
Exons: 17
Coding region: 324-7745 (2473 amino acids)
Biological process (GO): signal transduction
Molecular function (GO): protein binding
Source: RefSeq, a predicted model, not a curated record